AAUUGGAAAACUAAAACAUUAACAUAUUAAAUGAUGUCCUAAUUAUAUAAAGUGAUAUUUAGGUACCUUUUAGUUAGUAAAUCAUUUGAGACAUUGUCUCUGUUGGAUUGGUCACAUGAUUUGCAUCAGACUACUGUAACUUUGGCCACAUGCUUUCACUUCUUCAUACAUGUACAGCAUCCAGUUUCUUGUCAGUGCAGAGCAAGCCGUUUAGUUCAUUUGCAGCUGGAUAACGAUGGCUUCAUGUGGCUGAUAAUGUGAAUUUGAACGUACAUGCUAUGGAUCUGUUAAAAACAAUCAUCUUUUCGCAGCUUUUGUUGUUCGUGAGCAGCAUAAAUAUCAUCUUCUUUCCAUGUGAUACUGAUGUGAAUGCCACUGUAGUUGACUGCAGCGACAGACCGAUCAGGCAUGUCCCCGCCAUGAAGUCCACGACCGUGGUGUCGUUGAGUCUAAGUCGAACUAAAAUACGGCACGUGCGGGAGCAUGUGUUUGAAGAUUUGCCAAACCUUAAAGCGCUAAAAAUGAUGGGCAACUGUGAACCGGGCCGUCUGAGAGCCCUGGACGACCGCUCAUGCAAAGUGCUAAUUCACCACAACGCUUUCAGGAGCCUCCUGAAGCUUACGACUCUCUAUCUGUCAGGAAACAGCCUCACUUCUAUACCGUGGUUACCGCAAAGCCUGAGGGUUCUCGAUCUUCAGAAUAAUCGCAUCUUCCACAUUGUGGAGCCACUGAAAACACCAAAUCUCCAAGCUCUCUUUCUCUCUAAGAAUUGCUUUUAUGCAAAUCCUUGCAACCAGUCCUUUUACAUCAAUGAGACGGUUUUCAGAGAGCUCCCGAAUCUAAAAAAUCUCACACUAGGGUAUAAUAACUUGACAGGCAUUCCUACAGGACUACCAGCCUCACUGGAGCUGCUGGACCUAAGAGAGAACACAAUCACAGAGAUCCCAGAUCGGGCAUUCGCCAACAUGGCUACCCUCCGUGAUUUAAACCUAGAGUGGAACUGCCAGCGUUGUGACCAUGCAGCGAGGCCCUGCUUCCCUUGCCCACAAAAUCGCUCUCUACUCUUACAUCCGGACUCCCUCUACGCUGAGAACAGCUCCAUCACCUUCUUAAGCUUGCGUGGAAACUCCCUAAAAACAUUUCCACAGGGCUUUUUCAGACCACUGAAGAAUUUAAAGCGAUUGGAUGUCUCCGACAACCUCCUGAUUCAUGCAAUACAAUAUGGUACCUUCUUCUCAGAGCUGACGGGCCUCAGCUGGAUCAGCCUCAUCUACAACUAUGAACCACUGAAAACGUAUGAAACGCUCACUCUCUCCCCACUUAUUGGCAACAUAUCGGGUCUAGAAUAUCUUCUUCUGACUGGCAACUUUUUCCACAAGCUUUCAACCGAGAGCGUUAAUGUUUUGUCCAAACUUCAAAACCUGAAGAAACUAGAGCUGAGAAUGAACUUUAUUAAUGCAUUUAACCUGACGGCUCUGACGCAGUUGCCGUCUCUCGCCUACAUCGACCUCUCCCAAAACAUGCUUAGUUUCCUUCCAUGCUGCUUUACUUCACCAUCUGAAGUUGGCACACAGGGAAGUUGUCAAAAUCAGAACAUUUACACGCAGGAGUCCCACGACCAACCUCAAAUUGUGAGGGAUCGAGAAGACACCGCUGGAAAUGACAUCCGGGAGUCCCGCAAAUCAGAAGUCCUGGAACUGUUGCGGGUUGAUCCGUCACGCUUUCCAUCCCCGUGGGCCUUGAAGGAUUAUUUCUGUCACCGUCAAUUAACAGUGGACUUGUCUCAAAAUGACAUCUUAUCCCUUAAAAAAGAUGUGUUUGUAGGCAUGGAGAACACUGUCUGCCUAGACCUUUCCUUCAAUUACAUGAACCAGGCGCUGAAAAUGGGAGUGUUUGACGGCAUGAAGCAUUUAGUUUAUCUAAAUCUGUCCUACAAUCGGCUUGAUCUUUAUUAUAAUGAUGCUUUCGGCGAGCUUGAUGCCACUCUGAAGGUAUUAGACAUUAGUAAUAACGACUUUCACUUCAGAAUGAGAGGCAUGGGUCACCGUUUUGAGUUCCUUCAACAUCUCAAAAACUUGACAGUUCUCAGUCUGGCAAACAAUGGCAUUGGGAUGAGAAUAGAUCAAAGGCUGGUCAGCAGUUCUCUGAGGUUCCUCUACUUCUAUGGAAACCAGCUAAACAUCAUGUGGGAUUCUGAUAACAACAAGUACACUCAUUUCUUCCAAAACCUGACAAACCUGCUCUACCUGGACAUUUCCAACAAUGACCUGAAGUCCAUCUCGCCAGAGGUACUGAGUAACCUCCCAGGAAGCAUCGAAGCCCUCAGGAUCAGUAGCAAUGGGCUAAAUUAUUUCCCCUGGCAAAACAUCUCAGCACUUACAAGCUUACGCCACCUGGACCUCAGUCAAAAUGAACUCUAUUAUUUAUCCCCUUCCAUAAUUGAUUUUGGAGAAAAAUUUUCAUUCUUGGACCUUAGUCACAAUCGCUUCAGUUUUAUUCCUCAGGAUUUCUUUAAGGAAGCAAAAUCCUUGCGAUAUCUGUAUCUCAGCCACAAUCAGAUCAUAGAGUUGAACCGCCAGUUUCUCCCUGCUCCCUUCAGAAAUGGUAGCGCCCUUCAAAAGCUCACCCUACAUGCCAACCCCUUUAAAUGCGACUGUGAUACGUCCUGGUUUGCUGACUUUCUGCGCACCACUCCGGUGCACAUUCCCUAUCUCACCAAAUACAUCCUUUGUGAAUACCCCCAGUCUCAGCUGGGGCAGAGCCUACUGUCUAUGGACCAGCGUUCCUGCCAGGACAUAUAUGGCAGCUUGGCCUUCCUCGUCAGCUCCUUCCUUGCUGUGGCACUGACUGUUCUGCCCCUGCUGAAGCAUCUCUAUGGCUGGGAUGUGUGGUACUGCCUGCAUGUGCUCUGGGCAGGACAUAAAGGCUACUCCCAGCUGGCAGGCACCGACUCACCUCAUCACUACGAUGCAUUUGUGGUGUUUGACACCAGGAACCAAGCGGUGAGGGAAUGGGUCUACAAUGAGCUAACUGUCAAUCUGGAAAACCUGGGCCAUAGAAGAUUUCAUCUGUGUUUGGAGGAGAGGGACUGGAUUCUUGGUCUUUCAUGUAUUGAGAAUCUUCAUAAAGCUGUUUAUAACAGUGUAAAGACCGUGUUUGUGCUGUCCAGUGGAUCCAACAGUGGCGAGACAGUGAACGGUGUGAUCCGUCAGGCUUUCUUCAUGGUCCAGCAGCGGCUUCUGGAUGAGAAGGUGGAUACAGCUGUGCUGGUUCUGUUGGAUGAGUUGUUUCCCAAACUGAAGUACCUUCAGCUCAGGAAGAGGCUGUGCAAAAAAUCUGUCUUGUCAUGGCCAAGAAAUCCCAGGGCCCAGCCUCUUUUCUGGAAUCGAAUGAGGACAGCUCUGUCGUCAGAUAAUUUCAAAUUUUAUGACCACAACAUGAGUGAAAGUUUUAUUUGACCUGCUUAUAGAGGAACCUCAGUGAGUCACGUUUUCUGACUUUCCAUAUGCUUUUUUUUGGAAAACAUAACCUAUGAUACACUGUAUUACACACACAAUAAUAUUUGAUUAAUGUGUAAAUAUGUAACUAUCGUGAUUUUGAAUUAAAAUCUUAAGUCAAUGAUGUAAAGA
Messenger RNA from Betta splendens (Siamese fighting fish), 3629 nucleotides. It is a transcript of the gene tlr9, whose product is annotated as toll-like receptor 9. Gene Ontology annotation, biological process: defense response to virus; positive regulation of interleukin-6 production; canonical NF-kappaB signal transduction. Bases 279 to 3458 code for a protein of 1059 amino acids. The transcript has 3 exons. Gene Ontology annotation, molecular function: pattern recognition receptor activity; protein binding. The record is from RefSeq and is a predicted model, not a curated record. Lineage: Eukaryota; Metazoa; Chordata; Actinopteri; Anabantiformes; Osphronemidae. Gene Ontology annotation, cellular component: plasma membrane.